Agelaius phoeniceus (red-winged blackbird) is the source of this 3177-nucleotide messenger RNA. It is a transcript of the gene CASR, whose product is annotated as calcium sensing receptor. Gene Ontology annotation, biological process: G protein-coupled receptor signaling pathway; detection of calcium ion; intracellular calcium ion homeostasis. The record is from RefSeq and is a predicted model, not a curated record. Gene Ontology annotation, molecular function: G protein-coupled receptor activity; calcium ion binding. Gene Ontology annotation, cellular component: plasma membrane. Lineage: Eukaryota; Metazoa; Chordata; Aves; Passeriformes; Icteridae.
AUGACUUCAUAUAGCUGCUGCUUGAUUCUUUUGCUGUUUACCUGGAGCACUGCUGCCUAUGGGCCAAACCAACGGGCACAGAAGAAGGGAGACAUUAUUCUUGGAGGAUUGUUCCCCAUUCAUUUUGGAGUGGCUGCUAAAGACCAGGAUCUAAAAUCAAGGCCAGAAUCAGUGGAGUGUAUAAGGUAUAAUUUCCGAGGCUUCCGCUGGCUCCAGGCUAUGAUCUUUGCCAUAGAAGAAAUAAACAGUAGCCCAACUCUCCUUCCCAACAUGACCCUGGGAUAUAGGAUAUUUGACACUUGCAAUACAGUCUCAAAAGCCCUGGAGGCCACACUGAGUUUUGUGGCCCAGAACAAGAUAGACUCCUUGAACCUGGAUGAAUUCUGUAAUUGCUCAGAACAUAUCCCUUCCACCAUUGCAGUCGUGGGAGCAACUGGCUCUGGUAUCUCCACUGCUGUGGCCAAUCUGCUGGGACUCUUUUACAUACCUCAGGUCAGCUAUGCCUCAUCCAGUCGUCUCCUGAGCAAUAAGAACCAGUUCAAGUCCUUCCUGCGCACAAUCCCCAAUGAUGAGCAUCAGGCCACAGCCAUGGCAGACAUCAUCGAGUACUUUCGCUGGAACUGGGUGGGAACAAUUGCAGCUGAUGAUGACUAUGGCCGGCCAGGGAUUGAAAAAUUUCGGGAAGAGGCGGAGGAGAGAGAUAUCUGCAUUGAUUUUAGCGAGCUCAUCUCCCAGUACUCAGACGAAGAGGAGAUCCAGCAGGUGGUAGAGGUCAUCCAGAACUCCACAGCAAGAGUGAUUGUUGUCUUUUCCAGUGGCCCAGAUCUGGAGCCUCUCAUCAAAGAGAUUGUCAGGAGAAACAUCACUGGCAAGAUCUGGCUGGCAAGCGAGGCUUGGGCCAGCUCUUCCCUAAUAGCCAUGCCGGAGUUCUUCCGUGUCAUCGGCAGCACCAUCGGGUUUGCACUGAAGGCAGGACAGAUCCCAGGCUUUCGUGAGUUCCUGCAGAAGGUGCAUCCCAAGUCCACCAACAACGGCUUUGCCAAGGAGUUUUGGGAGGAGACAUUUAACUGCUAUCUCCCUGAUGGAUCCAAAAAUUCUCCUGCUUCAACUUCCUUCCACAAGGGCCACGAAGAGGGGCUGGGAGCUGGAAAUGGAACAUCUGCCUUCCGACCUCCGUGCACGGGGGAUGAGAACAUCACCAGCGUGGAGACGCCAUACAUGGACUACACACACUUGCGGAUAUCCUAUAACGUGUACUUGGCAGUGUAUUCCAUCGCCCAUGCCUUGCAGGAUAUUUAUACCUGUACCCCUGGGAAGGGACUCUUCACCAACGGGUCCUGUGCAGACAUAAAGAAGGUGGAGGCAUGGCAGGUUCUCAAGCAUCUGCGACACUUGAAUUUCACCAAUAACAUGGGGGAGCAGGUGGAUUUUGAUGAGUUUGGGGACCUGGUAGGAAAUUACUCAAUAAUCAAUUGGCAUCUCUCUCCGGAGGAUGGCUCAGUCGUCUUUGAAGAGGUUGGGCACUACAACGUUUAUGCCAAGAAAGGGGAGAGGCUUUUUAUCAAUGAAAACAAGAUCCUGUGGGGUGGACUCUCUAAGGAGGUGCCUUUCUCCAACUGCAGCAGGGACUGCCUGCCAGGCACGAGGAAGGGCAUCAUUGAGGGGGAGCCCACCUGCUGCUUCGAGUGCGUGGACUGCCCCGACGGGGAGUACAGUGACGAGACAGAUGCAAGUGCCUGUGACAAGUGCCCUGAGGAUUACUGGUCCAAUGAGAACCACACGUCCUGCAUCCCCAAGCAGAUAGAGUUUCUGGCUUGGACUGAGCCCUUUGGGAUUGCUCUGACUCUCUUUGCUGUGCUCGGAAUUUUCCUGACUUCUUUUGUUCUGGGAGUCUUCACCAAAUUUCGCAACACACCCAUCGUCAAGGCCACAAACCGGGAGCUAUCCUACCUCCUCCUCUUUUCCUUGCUAUGCUGCUUCUCCAGCUCAUUGUUCUUCAUUGGUGAGCCCCAGAAUUGGACUUGCCGUCUGCGGCAGCCAGCUUUUGGCAUCAGCUUUGUCCUCUGCAUCUCCUGCAUCCUGGUGAAAACCAACCGUGUCCUUCUUGUCUUCGAAGCAAAGAUCCCCACGAGUCUCCACCGAAAGUGGUGGGGCCUGAACCUUCAGUUCCUCCUGGUCUUCUUGUGCACGUUUGUGCAGAUUGUCAUCUGUGUGAUUUGGCUCUAUACGGCCCCGCCAUCCAGUUACCGAAACCAUGAACUGGAAGAUGAGAUCAUCUUCAUCACCUGCCACGAAGGCUCCCUGAUGGCCCUCGGCUUCCUCAUUGGCUACACCUGCCUACUGGCGGCCAUCUGUUUCUUCUUUGCCUUCAAGUCUCGAAAGCUGCCUGAGAAUUUUAACGAGGCCAAGUUCAUCACCUUCAGCAUGCUGAUAUUCUUCAUCGUAUGGAUCUCUUUCAUCCCUGCUUACGCCAGCACGUACGGCAAGUUCGUGUCUGCUGUGGAGGUGAUUGCAAUACUGGCUGCCAGCUUUGGGCUUCUGGCCUGCAUCUUCUUCAACAAAGUCUACAUCAUCCUCUUCAAGCCCUCCCGCAACACAAUCGAGGAGGUGCGCUGCAGUACAGCUGCCCACGCUUUCAAAGUGGCUGCCAGGGCCACACUGAGACGGAGCAACGUGUCCCGCAAGCGCUCCAACAGCCUGGGGGGCUCCACCGGUUCCACCCCUUCCUCCUCCAUCAGCAGCAAGAGCAACCACGAGGACCCUUUUCCUCUGCCAGCCUGCGCCGAGCGGCAGCGCCAGCAGCAGCGUGGGUGCAAGCAGAAAGUCAGCUUUGGGAGUGGAACGGUGACGCUGUCGCUGAGCUUCGAGGAGCCGCAGAAGAACGCCAUGGCCAACAGGAACGCCAAGCGCCGGAACUCCCUGGAGGCCCAGAACAGUGACGACAGCCUGAUGCGGCACCGGGCCCUGCUUCCCCUGCAGAUCAAUGAGCCCCUCGGGGCUGAGCCCGGCUUCCAGGCAGCUUCCAGCCCGGAGACCAGCUCGCAGGAGUCGGUGGUGGGAGACAACAAAGAAGAGGGACCGAGCCCUGAGGCGGAGCCUUCCCUGCCGUCGGUUAACUCCCGAAAUUUUAUAGGCACUGGAGGUGGCUCUGUCACAGAGAACACGGUACAUUCCUAA